CAACCCACUCGAUGUCCAGGUGGGUGGAAUGCAGAUUGUGAGCAUGCCGCAUGCAGCCUGGCUUAUCACGAGGACUCAGACAAGCGACGCUGAAGUGAACAGACAACGAUGGCUGACAUAAGUAGAUCGACAUCGAAAGAGGAAUCGAAUAGCCGAAAGGGGAAAUCCAGAUCUGGGGAACAAAGAAAAUCGAUGUUCGGGCAAAUCGGGCAAGCAGUGUUGGCGAUGAUGAUUCAGACAGAAUGUGGUGUGAGUGGUAUUGCACGUGCCUAUUGCGAGCGGGAGCUCCGAGAUCCAGCUAGCAGCUUGAGGAUAGUGAGCCGUGGAAAAGAGGGGCACAGUAAGCGGCGACAUGUUCGUGACGACUUCAUGGUGUUGACCACGGCGCCGGUUCAGCGCUCGUGGGCCGCAGCGGGUUGUGCCAUUUCAAGCUGCGGAAGGCGCGCCCUUGCAUCAGCCCAUGUGUUGGACGUUUUGUUUGUUGCCUGCUCCGUCAACGAACUGAAACAAUGCGGCGAUGGCAGUGCUGGCCUCGACAAAGGACUCGUUGUCGCAGUGAUUGUUGGGAGCUCUGGCCACUAUGGUGAUGGCUGGCUUCCGGGCGGUGAUUUUAUCCGCCGCUACGCCCGAGGCAAGCGCGUCUCGAGCCUCUGUCGCCAUCCCGAGCGUCGUCCGCGACGGCGACUACCCAUCCACUACUACUCACACAUUCUCCAGUAAACAGCUCGGCCCGUCUACAAGUGCACACUACCAUGGAUCCAGAUACGCCCCUUGCAAGCGAGCCUCAGCCGUCCAUCAUCCGCUGGAUUCUGGGGUUUCUAAUGGUCGGCGCGUGUUGGGGGCUCACUACGCCGUUUAUGCGCAAAGCUGCGAUGAACUAUACAGCGCCAACACACCCGGCUCUGACUGAUCCGAAGAACUCGGCCCUGAAGAAGAAGGCGCUUGGCAUCUGGUAUGCCGUGAAAGGCGUGCUCAGUAGACCGGCGUAUGCCGUACCGCUACUGCUU
Boeremia exigua is the source of this 1007-nucleotide messenger RNA. RefSeq lists its product as uncharacterized. The record is from RefSeq and is a predicted model, not a curated record. The transcript has a single exon. NCBI's taxonomy places the organism in Eukaryota, Fungi, Ascomycota, Dothideomycetes, Pleosporales, Didymellaceae. The coding region runs from base 109 to 720 and encodes 203 amino acids.